UACUUCAAGAAUCUUUCAAAACAGAAACAAAAGGAAGUCAUGGAGAAGAAUGGAAACAACCACAAACUUCAUGUUUGUGUUGCUACUUGCAACCGUGCUGAUUAUUCAAAAUUAGCUCCCAUUAUGUUUGGUAUUAAGGCAGAACCACAGUCUUUUGAGCUUGAUGUCAUAGUGCUUGGUUCCCACCUGAUUGAUGAUUACGGCAAUACCUAUCGUAUGAUUGAACAAGAUGACUUUGAUAUUCAUACAAGAUUGCACACCAUUGUGAGAGGGGAGGAUGAGGCAGCUAUGGUGGAGUCUGUGGGUCUUGCCUUAGUCAAGUUACCAGAUGUCCUCAACCGCCUGAAACCUGACAUAAUGAUAGUUCACGGGGACAGAUUCGAUGCCUUGGCCUUGGCCACGUCUGCAGCCCUGAUGAAUAUUCGCAUUCUGCACAUUGAAGGUGGGGAGGUCAGUGGGACCAUCGAUGACUCCAUCAGACAUGCCAUAACCAAACUGGCCCAUUACCACGUGUGCUGCACAAGGAGUGCAGAGCAGCAUUUGAUAGCCAUGUGUGAAGACCAUGAUCGCAUCCUGUUAGCAGGCUGUCCCUCGUAUGACAAGCUUCUCUCUGCCAAAAACAAGGACUACAUGAGUAUCAUAAGCAUGUGGCUAGGUGAAGAUGUCAAAACCAGAGAUUAUAUAGUUGCUCUGCAGCAUCCUGUAACCACAGAUAUUAAACAUUCCAUAAAGAUGUUCGAGCUAACACUAGAUGCACUCAUCUCGUUCAACAAGAGAACACUUGUUCUGUUCCCUAAUGUGGAUGCAGGAAGCAAAGAGAUGGUUCGGGUGAUGAGGAAGAAGGGCAUUGAACAUCAUCCCAAUUUUCGGGCCGUAAAGCAUGUCCCAUUUGACCAGUUCAUUCAGCUAGUUGCUCAUGCUGGUUGUAUGAUUGGUAACAGCAGUUGUGGUGUCAGAGAGGUGGGAGCAUUUGGUACACCUGUCAUCAACCUGGGCACACGUCAGACAGGAAGAGAAACAGGUGAAAAUGUCCUUCAUGUUCGUGAUGCUGAUACACAGGAUAAGAUUCUGCAUGCUCUACAGCUGCAGUUUGGUAAGCAAUACCCAUGCUCAAAAAUAUAUGGAGAUGGUAAUGCUGUUCCAAGGAUUUUGAAGUUCCUUAAAUCUAUUGACCUCAAAGAACCAUUGCAAAAGAAGUUUUGUUUUCCUCCAGUCAAAGAUAACAUCUCUCAAGAUAUCGACCAUAUUCUAGAAACACAGAGUGCUCUGGCUGUGGAUCUAGGCGGGACAAAUCUCCGAGUAGCAAUUGUCAGUAUGAAGGGUGAAAUAGUUAAGAAGUAUACGCAGCUCAACCCUAAAACCUAUGAAGACAGACUAGAAUUAAUUCUAAAGAUGUGUAUAGAGGCUGCAUCAGAGGCUGUAAAUGUUAACUGCAGAAUUUUGGGAGUAGGCAUUUCCACAGGUGGACGGGUAAAUCCCCGAGAAGGAAUUGUGCUUCACUCUACAAAACUAAUCCAGGAGUGGAGCUCUGUGGAUCUCAGAACUCCAAUAUCUGAUGCUCUGCAUCUGCCAGUAUGGGUGGACAAUGAUGGAAACUGUGCUGCUCUAGCAGAGAGAAAAUUUGGUCAUGGGAAAGGAAUAGAAAAUUUUGUAACACUCAUUACUGGUACAGGAAUUGGAGGUGGAAUCAUUCAUCAACACGAGCUGAUCCAUGGCAGUUCUUUCUGUGCUGCUGAGCUUGGGCAUAUUGUCGUGUCUUUAGAAGGACCAGAGUGCCUGUGUGGUAGCCAAGGAUGUAUAGAAGCAUAUGCCUCAGGAAUAGCAUUACAGAGAGAAGCUAAGAAACUGCAUGAUGAGGAUCUGCUUUUAGUAGAAGGAAUGUCAAUGAAGAAGGAGGAGGUUGUCAGUGCUGCACAUCUUAUUCAAGCAGCUAAACUUGGGAAUACAAAAGCAGAGAGCAUUCUCAGAACAGCUGGGACUGCAUUAGGCCUUGGAGUUGUGAACAUUCUACACACCAUGAACCCCUCUCUUGUAAUCCUUUCUGGAGUUCUAGCCAGCCAUUAUGUUAAUGCUGUCAAAGAUGUGAUAAAUCGACAGGCUCUGUCCUCUGCUAAAACUGUGGAUGUGGUGGUCUCAAAUCUAGCAGAUCCUGCUCUUCUUGGAGCUGCUAGCCUAGUACUGGAUUAUACUACACGUAGAAUAUACUAA
This is a messenger RNA of Acanthisitta chloris (rifleman), 2208 nucleotides long. It is a transcript of the gene GNE, whose product is annotated as glucosamine (UDP-N-acetyl)-2-epimerase/N-acetylmannosamine kinase. The coding region runs from base 40 to 2208 and encodes 722 amino acids. Lineage: Eukaryota; Metazoa; Chordata; Aves; Passeriformes; Acanthisittidae. Gene Ontology annotation, biological process: UDP-N-acetylglucosamine metabolic process. The record is from RefSeq and is a predicted model, not a curated record. The transcript has 11 exons. Gene Ontology annotation, molecular function: UDP-N-acetylglucosamine 2-epimerase activity; hydrolase activity, hydrolyzing O-glycosyl compounds; N-acylmannosamine kinase activity.